This is a messenger RNA of Sus scrofa (pig), 1454 nucleotides long. NCBI's taxonomy places the organism in Eukaryota, Metazoa, Chordata, Mammalia, Artiodactyla, Suidae. The record is from RefSeq and is a predicted model, not a curated record.
GCAGCGCCAGGCGGUGGUGGAGGCGGGGCAGGUGGGCUGGUUGCUAAGACUUGGUGAAACGCCGCGCUCCUGCCGGUAUCCUCAGUCAGAACCAUACCGAGGAUGGACCCCGCCCUGGGCAUCAUGGAGCUGCGUGGGGAUGUGAAGGCCGGGAGCCCUGAGGGAGAGCUGGCAUCGUGGGAAGCCCUCCCAGUCCUGUCUGAGCAGCAGUCGGGGGACGUGGAGCUGGUACUGGCCUACGCUGCACCUGUCCUGGACAAGCGCCAGACCUCACGCCUCCUGAAGGAGGUGUCAGCUGUCCACCCGCUGCCUGCACAGCCUCAUCUUAAAAGAGUGCGUCCCAGCCGAGACCCUAGCCGCCCACACACGCUGGAGAUGCUGCUAUGCCUGGCGGGGCCAGCCGCAGGCACACGAUCGCUGGCCGAGCUCCUUCCGACACCAGCCGUGGACCCCUGCGGCCUGGGUCAGCCCUUUCUCGUGCCCGUGCCUGCCCGGCCGCCGCUGACCAGGGACCAAUUUGAGGAGGCGCGCACCCACUGGCCCACGUCCUUCCAUGAGGACAGGCAGGUGACCCGAGCCCUGGCCGGGCAGCUCUUCUCAGCGCAGGAGCGAGCUGUGAUGCAGGGCCACAUGGAACGGGCUGUGUGGGCGGCACAGCAGGCGGCCUCCAGGGGCCUGAGGGCUGUGGGGGCAGUGGUGGUGGACCCGGCCUCGGGCCGUGUGCUGGCCACAGGCCACGACUGUAGUGGCACGGCCACCCCCCUACUGCAUGCCGCCAUGGUAUGCAUUGACCUGGUGGCGCAGGGCCAGGGCCGUGGCACCUAUGACCUCACACACCACCCUGCCUGCUCCUUUGCCCCAGCUGCUGCCCCCGAGAGUGUCCGUGUCGGCUCUGUGCGCAAACUGGAAGAGGACAUGGAUGGCCUUCCCUAUGUAUGCACCGGCUAUGACCUGUAUGUUACCCGUGAGCCCUGUGCCAUGUGCGCUAUGGCCUUGGUGCACUCGCGUGUGCGACGCGUCUUCUAUGGGGCACCCUCGCCCGAUGGUGCACUGGGCACCCACUUCCGCAUCCAUGCCCGGCCUGAUCUCAACCACCGCUUCCAGGCCUUCCGCGGUGUGCUGGAGGCCCAGUGCUGCCAGCUGGACCCUGAUGCGUAGGUGCCUGGCUCUGGACUUCCUCAGCCUCCCUUGCAGUCACCAGGGGCUGCUGUCCCACCACAGUUUAGAAACACUUGCCUCCCAGCCUGGAGCCCACACGCACUGUUCCAGCUGGCUCAUGGAGCGCAUUCCUGCCUGGAUGAACCCUUCCCUGGGUGUGAGCAUGGCAGGUGUCCCGCCAGGCCAUGUAGCUGGGCGCCUUCAGACUGGAGCCCCCGGGUCCACUGGGAUCGUGUCUUCUUUUCUCAGGUGUCAGGUAUCAGCUCUUAUGUGUGAAAAUAAACAAGUUAAAACCA